Messenger RNA from Symbiodinium natans, 1032 nucleotides. Lineage: Eukaryota; Dinophyceae; Suessiales; Symbiodiniaceae. The record is from the annotation of a GenBank genome assembly.
AUGGUAUCGUGCGCCGGCGCGCGUCUCGCGCGGCGGCUGAUCCUAGCCUGGCUAGUUCUCUAUGCCGGGUGGCAGUACGACACGCCAUGCUUCUCUCUGUGCGCAGUCGAGGCCGAUACCGAAGCUCCGAGCUGGACGUAUCCUUUACAUCCUCGCUGCCGGGACUUGAGACUCGUCGCAUCCUCAACGUACAUGGCUCAAUCUGACAGCUGGCAGCACGCACCCGAGCCCGGGCACAAGGCCCCCAGGCUGGACAAGGAUCGGGCUCCCGCGGCCCUUGCACAGCGGCUGCGUACCGCGGAUGAGCCGCUGGUGAUGUUUGUGGAGACACGCUAUUUGGAGGAGUUCCUGGAGUUGCUAGAAGGCGUCGCGACACCACCGUUCGUGCUGCUGACAGCCGGCUCUGAUGUGCCUCUGACGCAGGAGCUCCAGCAGAGGCUCUCACUCCUUCCUGCUCUGCGUGCCGCCUAUUCGACGAACCUUCACCGCCCCAGGGAGGAGCAGGAGAACAUGUUUCACGCACUUCCCGUGGGCUUCCUUCCGAAGCGCCUCAGCGCGCAUAACGAGGCACUUUUGGAACAGCGCCGCAGUGCGGCGCCACCCUGGACGGAGCGUUCCGGUCGGCUGCUGGUGCCGUGGAUGCGACUGCAUUGCGGGCAUCGAUGGCGUCGGGGCUACAGGACCAUCUUAGCGUCGCCGGAGUACCGGGAGAUGGUGGAGAUUGUGGAUGACAAGCUGCCAUUUCCCGACUACCUUGCGCAGCUCGGGAGCUAUGACUGCACCAGGACGUGGGAAUCUGUGUGGAUGGGCUGCAAGCCUUUGAUCUACAACGACACGGACUUCGACACCCGCCACUACCAACGGGCCUCUAUCCCAACCAUCCCGCAUCCGGACGACCUCUCGCCGGAGCUCCUACGAAAGCUCCUGAGCUCCAAGGAGGAACCGGUGGCCUCGGAUGCGGAACAACUGCACAUCAAGUACUGGACCAGCCGAUGGAAACAAGAUCUGCUCGGCCCAUCGAACGGAAGGUAG